AUGAUACAUUCUCAUAGACAUAUAAACCAACAAUACAAUAAAGCCUUAUUUAUUGUUCAACACUUGCCUAUUUCUUCCAACGUACAACCAACAAAAGAACAAAAGCUACAACUUUAUUCUCUUUAUAAACAAGCUUCUCAAGGUGAUAUAAAUACUCCAAGGCCUGGUAUAUUUGAUGUUGUUGGAAGAUCAAAAUGGGAUGCAUGGAAAAAAUUAGAAGGCAUGAGUGAGUUAGAGGCAAAACAUCGUUAUGUUCAAAUGCUUUUACAAGUAGCUAAAGAAGUAUGUAAAUAUUUAGAUGUAUUUUAUGUAUUUAUCACGACUAGGCGUUAA
Molecule: messenger RNA, 333 nt
Organism: Gilbertella persicaria
Lineage: Eukaryota; Fungi; Mucoromycota; Mucoromycetes; Mucorales; Choanephoraceae
Product: acyl CoA binding protein-domain-containing protein
Exons: 3
Coding region: 1-333 (110 amino acids)
Biological process (GO): fatty acid metabolic process
Molecular function (GO): fatty-acyl-CoA binding
Source: RefSeq, a predicted model, not a curated record